UGGCUUUUUCUGCACUCUCGCAUCUUUUCCUCUUUGCCCAGUUCAGGAUUGUGACCCAAAUGAUUCGUAAUAUAUGUGCAUAUAUCCAUUAAGUUUAUUAUUUAGGGGAUUUUCAUGAUCAUAAUUGAUAUGCGUCGGUUGGAAAUUUCUAUAUUUAUUUUGGGUGUAGAAAGCUAAUUGCUUUAUAAAUCAGUCUCUUUGCUGCUAAAUCUUGUAGUUUGUGCAGCAUGUAUCUUCUUCGGCUGAUCCCAACUUAUUUUGGAUUAGUUUAUUGUGUGAUAAAUUCCGCAAUUUUAGGCUAGUGAGGGAGGAUUUAUGAUAAAAAUGAAAGAUUAUUGAGUAAGGGAUUAUUCAUCGUUAACAUAAUGAGGAUAGCUUCAACAGAAAAUAAAUAAAAAUUAUCAGAAGAGAUUGUUGAGGUGAGAUUUCAUUAGUGGAAAUUCACCAAAUGACCCGGGCAAUACCGUAUGAUUCCCUCCAUCCGCGCUAGACUAGGGUCCAGUUCUCUUAGUAGAUAGGCCUACCAAUGGUUUAUUUUAAGAUUAGGUUAUUUGUCUUUUAAGCUAAUUCUACCUUGUUUCAAUAUUGUAUUUGAUUUCAUAGAGACACCAUGUUUGUGAAUUUUACACUAGUUCAUGUCAUGUAAUGCUGAUUAUACUUCUAUUUUCCUAUCUCUCAUCUGGACCCAGUUUUGACCCAAUCUUCUCCUUGAAUGAGAAUUUAAUCUUUUGUUAGUUGGAAAAUGGCAAAGAAAGGAAGCUCAAAGUUGAAUAUUGCUAUUAUUCAUCCCGAUCUGGGUAUAGGUGGAGCUGAAAGACUAAUUGUUGAUGCGGCUGUGGAACUCGCAUCCCAUGGGCAUAACGUUCAUGUUUUCACAGCGCACCAUGACAAAAAUCGAUGUUUUGAGGAGACUAUUUCUGGUGUGCCUUUUUGGUACCUUUCCUGUGACUGUAUAUGGUGCUUUCCUACCCCGACAUAUAUUCUAUCAUCUUCAUGCUUUGUGUGCAUAUCUGCGGUGCCUUUUUGUUGCUCUGUGUAUGCUAGUCAUGUGGCCAUCAUUUGAUGUGAUACUAGCAGAUCAGGUUUCUAUUGUCAUCCCAUUGCUGAAGCUGAAGAAGUCAACAAAGGUUCUGUUUUAUUGUCAUUUUCCAGAUUUAUUGCUGGCUCAACAUACAACUAUUCUAAGGAGGAUAUAUAGAAAACCAAUAGACUUCAUAGAAGAAAUGACAACUGGAAUUGCAGAUAAGAUUCUUGUUAAUAGCAAAUUUACAGAAUCUAUGUUUGCAAAGACCUUCAAGCGUCUUGAUGCACGAGGAGUUCGGCCAGCUGUUCUUUACCCAGCUGUCAAUGUGAAUCAGUUUGAUGAACCCACCAAUUCUUACAAGUUGAAUUUUCUGUCCAUCAACCGUUUUGAGAAGAAAAAGAAUAUAGACUUGGCAAUUUUAGCCUUCUCUAUGCUUCACACCCUUGGAGGAGAUGUGCUUCAAGACCUUAAUCUGGCUGAAGCUUCCUUGACAAUUGCAGGUGGUUUUGAUAAGCGCUUGAAGGAAAAUGUUGAGUACUUGGAGGAGCUCAGAAGUUUAGUGGAAAGGGAAGGAGUAUCUAGUCAGGUUAACUUCAUCACAUCCUGCUCGACAGCUGAAAGAAAUGCACUUCUCUCCCAAUGCCUAUGUGUUCUUUAUACGCCAAAGGAUGAACACUUUGGCAUUGUUCCUCUGGAAGCGAUGGCGGCUCACAAACCUGUUAUUGCAUGCAAUAGUGGGGGACCCGUAGAGACAGUUAAGAAUGGCGUAACAGGAUUUCUUUGUGAGGGUAACUCAAGAGAAUUCUCCUUGGCUAUGGCUAAACUCAUUCAAGACCCACAGAUGGCACAGAGAAUGGGUACGGAAGCUCGAAAGCAUGUCACGGAGUCGUUCUCUACAAAAAUAUUUGGUCAGAAUUUGAAUCAAUACCUUGUUGAUGUUGCUCAGACAAAGAGAGACUGAGAAUGAAUUAACAUAGCAGGAUACGCGAAUGUUUUGUUUUCUCUUGUUUAUACAACACUCCACUGGUGUGUCUUCUUUUUGAUUUCUUCGACUUACCAUCCAUACAUCCAUAACUAGUUGUUCAUUUAGUGAUUCAGAGAGCAAACAUAGUUUUCUGGCUUAACAUACAA
Prunus avium (sweet cherry) is the source of this 2155-nucleotide messenger RNA. Lineage: Eukaryota; Viridiplantae; Streptophyta; Magnoliopsida; Rosales; Rosaceae. The record is from RefSeq and is a predicted model, not a curated record.